CGGGAGCGGAUGAGGGGUGCGGGACAAUGUUGUAGCCAAUUAAAGCAAAAAGUGCCUUAUGUUCGGGACCGAAAGAUCAUUUAAUGAGCCGGAGCGGUCCCUUAUGAGACGGGCUGCGGGUCUGGAGCUCGUUGAGGAGAGAGGUUGCUCGGAUUAAAUGCUACUUAUGCUGCGGCUUUGCGCCCGGUCUUGAGCUCUGCGGCAGGUGAGGAGCUGAACCGGGCCGGGACGCCCUUAUGGAUCGGCAGCAUGGAUGCUUUCAGUUUCUCCUUUAACAGCAGCGGCGGCCCGGACAGCAAAGACAGCGAUGAAGCCGCAGAACCCCAGCCGGAGUUUGGCCCUGCGGCGGCGGCGGCGACCCCGUCCGGAGCCGGUUACUGGACCGCCGUGUUCGAUUACGAAGCUACCGCCGAGGAUGAGCUCAGUCUGCGGAAGGGGGAUCGGGUGGAGGUGUUAUCCAAAGACUCGCUGGUGUCCGGGGAUGAGGGGUGGUGGACAGGUAUGAUCGAGGACCGGGUCGGUAUUUUCCCUAGUAACUACGUGAGCAGUAACGGCAUCUCGGAGAAGAUUCGGGACACGCCGGAAGACUAUGGCGAUUAUUCGGUGCCUCAGUUACAUUUGCUUCAGAUAGAUUUCAGUGAGCUGGCUGAGGAAAUGAUCGGCGUUGGAGGUUUUGGAAAAGUGUACCGUGCCAUUUGGAAAGGGAUGGAGGUGGCGGUGAAAGCCGCUCGACGGGACCCUGACGAGGACAUGUCGCAGACAUUGGAGAGCGUCCGUCAGGAGGCCAAGCUCUUUGCCAUGCUGAGACACCCCAACAUCAUGGGCCUUCUGGGAGUGUGCCUGCAGGAGCCCAACCUCUGCCUGGUAAUGGAAUACGCCCGCGGCGGGGCGCUCAACCGGGCUCUGGCUGGGAAACGCAUCCCUCCUCACACACUGGUGGACUGGGCAGUACAGAUUGCAAGAGCCAUGCUGUACCUGCACUGCCAGGCCAUCGUACCUGUCAUCCACAGAGACCUGAAGUCCAGCAACAUUCUGAUUCUGGAACGCGUGGAGAACGACGAUCUGAGCAACAAGACUCUGAAGGUGACAGAUUUUGGUUUAGCUCGGGAGUGGCAUCGAACAACGAAGAUGAGCGCAGCGGGGACGUACGCCUGGAUGGCCCCUGAGGUUAUCCGCUCCUCGACCUUCUCCAAGGGCAGUGAUGUUUGGAGUUAUGGAGUUUUACUGUGGGAGCUGUUGACGGGAGAGUUGCCAUUUCGUGGCAUUGAUGGUCUGGCGGUAGCUUAUGGUGUGGCCAUGAACAAACUGUCCUUGCCGAUCCCCUCCACCUGUCCUGAGCCAUUUGCCCGGCUGAUGGAAGACUGUUGGAAUGUGGACCCUCAUGCACGACCCCCCUUCACCAGUAUUCUAGACCAGCUGACGGCUAUUGAAGAGUCGGGCUUCUUUGAAAUGCCGGCAGAAUCCUUCCAAUCCCUGCAGGAUGACUGGAAGCUGGAGGUUCAGGAGAUGUUUGACCAGCUCAGAGCCAAAGAGAAGGAGUUGAGAUCCUGGGAGGAGGAACUGAGUCGUGCAGCUGUACAGCAGAAGUAUCAGGAAGAGGCUUUGCGGCGGCGGGAGCAGGAAUUGGCGGAGAGAGAAAUUCACAUUCUGGAGCGAGAGCUCAAUGUCAUCAUUCACCAGCUGUACCAGGAGAAACCACGAGUUCAAAACCGUCAUGGAAAGUUCCGGCGCAGUCGUCUUAAACUGCGUGAUGGGAACCGCAUCAGCCUGCCUUCUGAUUUCCAGCAUAAGAUUACAGUCCAAGCUUCUCCUUCUUUGGACAGAAGGCGGAGCCUCCUGGGCAGUAACUCCACCCCUCCAAACAGCCCCCCUGUUUUGCCACGCCUCCGAGCGAUCCAGUUGACUCCAGGGGUCGGAUGUCAAGCCUGGGGUCGUAAUGCUGCAUUUCAGUUUGAUGAAGACGAGGAGAGAAAGGCUUCACGCAAGAAAGGGAGAACGCAAAGGGAACACAGUGCUGAUGAGAGUUUGAGGACUCCUAAAGAGGGCAGUCGGCAGCGUUCCUGCAGUGCUCCAAACCUGCGACGUUCCCCCAGACACAGUCCCGCUGUUCCUGGCGUGUGCAGCCUGGCAGAGACUGAAAAUGAGGACUGCUGCCUCCCAUCGGAGUCAGCUGACUCCCCUGGCCAAUCAUACCUCUGCAUCCCGUUCCACAGGGAUGGAUCCACUACGGAUAGUUACGGCAUGGAGUGCGGCACGACUGGAAUGGCUUCUGACUUUUCCCCCAGUUAUACGCGUCGGAGCCCCAGUGGAAGCCGUAGAUCAGAACUGGUGUUGCUGGGCUGCGGGGCGGCUCUGGCUGCUGUGGGUUUAGGUCAAAAUCUAUUGGACCUGAUGCGUGUGGAAGAGAGUGUACGUCCGCGAUGGGAAGGGCUGUUUCACCGUAGCGGAGGUCUAAGUCGUGGUGCCAGCCCACCCACACGCAAACUCUUCAAACGGGAAAGUCCCCGUCGCCCUCCCCCUCUGCCCACGUCCCUCACACUCCUGUCUCUUUCAUCUGUGUCUGAUUGUAACUCAACCCGAUCUCUUCUGCGCUCCGACAGUGAAGAGCUGCUCGUGCUACGCCCACCUACGCCCCCUGCUCCGCCCCCUGGACAGACCCCACCUCCUCUGAACCCACUGGUCAACACCCACCUGGAGAGCUUUAAACGGCACCCUCGACAGUCUCUGACGCCCACACACGUGCCCUCUGCACCCAGUGCCGCCUGCAGGCUUCAUCGCACACCUUCAGAUGGCGCGAUAAAGAUGGGCUCGCCUGCCCAUAACAACCACAAUCCCGCCCCUACCACACCCUCCAAAACAACAGUGACUCCGUGGACCUUAAGUGAGGAUCCCUCACAGGUGCCUCGUCUUCCUGAUCCAAAUCUCAUCUUUCCACCUACGCCACGUCGGCGCUUCCAGCCUGAGCGUCCCAAGACUCUGGACUUCCUGGCUAGGCCCCGCCCGUGUCCACGAGCUCGCUGUGGAUCCCAGUGGGGCGAAUCUCCCGCCCACACGUCCAGCACUGAAACCCCAUCCACUGUGGAGUUUGGAGGAGGUGUGGCUGUCUUGCCCACUCCAAUGGAACCACCAACCCCCUGUUCCCCUUGGGUAAAUGACAGCCUUUUGGACCAACAAGAUGAAGGACAAUACAGGGAUGGGACACGGCCUCUCUCGUCAGAUUCCAGAGACUCACCUUACAGAGUGCGACCAGGGUUUUGCUCCUGAUUUCACCCCUCACAAAUUUAGACCCACUUGGUUUCAGAUGUAGCACUUAGACUAUCAAGUCAAUUCAAGGGGAGUUCUGGAUACCAUGGAGAAAAAAAACUGCUUAAACCAGACUAAGAUGGUUUGCUUAUCUCAGCAAACAUAAGGUUUAAGCUGGUCUUAGCUGGUUUAAGCCUGGUCAAGCUAGCUGGGUGUCGCCCAAGUGCCCAAAACCCCUCUUAAACCAGCCAUCAGACCAACUUGACUGGACUACAAGACCAACUAAGACCAACAAACCAACUUGGUCUGGUUUGAAUUUAUUUUUAUUUUUUUUUCAGUAUAUGUAUUCACCAUAUUAAGAACUGAUUUUAGAGAAAAGGAUUAAUUACCCAGCAUAAACCAAAGGUGCUUGGUUUUUGCAUAAUCCAGAUGCAGUUAUGGACUAUGUCCAAUUCAAUAUUACAGUUUUUCAACAUAUAUAUAUAUACUCCUCAUUUUCUUCCUCUGUAUUUUGCCUUGUUUUCCAGUACAAAUAUCUGAACAUUCUUAAAUCGAGAUACAUUUACUUGAGAAUCAAAAUGACUGAAUUAAAAGUCCUGUGACUUUAUGUUUAAAAGAAGAAAAAAUAUUUGUCAAAUUUAAAGCAACUGUAUGUAGUUUUGUGUAUUUUUGCAACUUUGGAGCCCCCUACAUUUAAGUGAGUGUUGUUCACUGUCUUAAAUACAAUAGCGGUACACGUGAAUUUGUUGUUUCCGUAAAGCCUUUUUCUCUGAAUUUAGUACCCUCUCACUAAACUUACAAACUCCCAGAACAGACAUUUGGGGGGAGAGUGGGAAAGAAACAGAAGCCACUCACCUUAUAAGAAGUUAAUGCACCACCAUAUUUCAAGGGGGGAAAAAAUUACCUACAGUUGCUUUAAAUGGAAAACAAGUUAAUUUGCUUACUCCUUUUUCUCGUUUUAAGCAUAAAUUCAUUUAAUUUUGUUAUAUUUUUCAGAAAACAAUUUUGUCAUUUUGCUUCACAAAGUAAUUAGGUAACACUUUAUUUUAAGGUCUCUUAACUAGCUGCUUAUUAGCAUGCAUAUUAAUAGAAUUUUAGCCAUUUAUUACUAGUAAUUAAGCACAUAUUAAUGCCUUAUUCUACACUGUAAAAAAAAUUCCGUAGUUUUUACAAAAUAAUUCUGGCAGCUGUGGUUGCCAGAAUAAUUUUGUAAAAAAUACAGAAAAUAAAAUUUACAGUAUAAAACUGUAAUGUACAAACAGGGAAAUUUGAAUGUAAACUACUAAAUUCAACAACACACACUGCUAUUAAAAUCUGUUUUGUACCUUUAACAUACUGACAACCACCAUAAUAAUGCAGGUGAUAAAAGAGAAAGCCACAUGAAGAAUCAAAGCUCAUCACAGGUAGCUUCAGUACAAGUAGAAGUAUAUACUAAUAUAUAGAAGGUGCACAGAGUCAUUCAUGCAAACACAAAACACCAUCAUGGUAACACACAUGAUAUUUAAAUAAUGCAAUAAACUUUCAUUAAACAACAGAAGAUGUAACAUAAAGCCCAAAUGUACAUAACUGAUAACAAAAACUAUUAAAAAACAUGAUCAUUUAAACAAAAUACUUUCAAAUGUGGAAUUCUGGAAUUCUGGGAAUAUCAGUUUACAGUUUUUGACUGUAAAUUAUACAUUGAUUUGUUAUUUUUACUUCUAAAAACUGUGCAAUUAACAGCAUUUUACUGUAAAAUGACAUGAAAUGCCUGGAUAGAUCUUUUACAGUUUGUCCCUGUAUAUAGUACAGGAACUCACGGUUAAUAUAUUAACAGUUUUUUUCAGUAGCGUUUUUACAAAAUUUUACAGUUAAAAUAAUUUUUUACAGUGUACAUGACCUUAUUCUACAUCCCUAAUCCUACCCAAUACCUAAACUUAACAACUACCUUACUAACUAUUAAUAAGCAGCAAAUUAGGAAUUUAUUGAGGGAAAAGUCGUAGUUAAUAGUGAAUAAGUGUUCCCUAUUCUAAAGUAUUACCAGUAAUUAUAUUUUGAUUUAAGAAUGUUUAGAUAUUUAUACUGGAAAACAAGACAAAAAUACUGAGAAAGAAUAUCGUUUAUUGCAGUGUGGGGUCUAACAGUGCGUUUUGAUAAGUUCUUCUUCAGUAAACUCUACUAUUUACCACCAGGCAUUAUAAGCUAUCGAAUAAAAAUACAAUCCAGAUGCUUCUUUAAUGGCCGGACUGAUUUCUGAGUGCUUUAGAAAAGUACAGGGUCUGCAGCUGAGAUCUUGAAAGACAUUUAUCAGGACACUUUUUUUAUUUGCAAACUUCUUUUUUUAUUCAUAUUGAGUGUAUUAUCUCAGCUGUCCUGCUGCGCUGUAUUGACUUCCUCUCUGUAUGUACUGUACACGCGUCUGCAUGUUUAUAGUAGAUUUAGCUCUCUGAACAUAGCACUGAAUUAGCUGGGGAACAUUGGAUGGUUUAUUUCUGCUACUCAUUGGAGAUUUCAGGUUUUAUUUUUCAUACAUAAAUCAGAUUGUACACCUUUAGAAGUGCUUUUUCCGGUCUCAUGAAUGUAUAGUUCUGUCAUACUUCUCAUAUUUAGACCAUUCGAGAUCACUGAUUGUUCUGUGGUUUUCACUGUAGCAUGCAGCACAUAGUCUUUCACAAGUAAUAUGCUUGUUUAGUGACCUCUUCACUAUGCAAACCACCAGUAUUAAACAUGGCAAAACAUCUUAAAGAGGAAAGUUAGAAUUUAUUGGCUCUACAUUUUCAGCUCUACAAUAGUCAGGUACAUUAUUGCAGUCUUCCAGUGUUUGUUCAUGCUCAGUGUGUGUGGUGUGAAUGUGUGUGUGUGUGUGUGUGUGUGUGUGCGUGCGUGCGUGUGUUAUGCAUGCAAUUCAGUGUAACUGAUGGAUUCCAAGGUGUAUGUGCAUUGAAUUUUGUUGGAGAAUUUUGAGAAUGCAUAUUGAAUUUGUUUUGCAAUUUUUAGUGCAAUAUUUGUUAAUAUAAGUUUACAUGUUUGUUUAUUUAUUUAUUUAAAUUAUUUUUAUAUUUUUCACAUUUUUGUUAAGAUAAAAUUGAUGAAGAGAAACAUUCCUGUCUACAUUUCUGAACAUGUUCAGACAUUCAAGGUGAACAUUCUUUUGCACGUUUACAGCAGUGUUGUCCUCCAUCUCAGUCCAAUCUUUCAUCUCUACACUGGUGAAGAGGCCCUCUAGAGACAAAACAACAUUUGGAGACAAAACACAAGUGUUUGUGUCCGUCUUCCCUUUCUGUCACAUGAAACAUCAUUUUUCAUGCACACGGCAAAAUGAACUUGCAGUUGAAUGCAGAGUCCUGAAAUGUGGCAAGGAAAUUUGGCUGAGGAUUUAGGAACUCUCAUUUCAUUCCAUCUGUAUGUGGAACAGGGGUGGUUUUUUUUAUGGCUUAAAGGAAUGUGUAGCCAUCAUCAGGAGCAUCUGCUAUCAUUUAUCAGCACAAUCACUGUUGUCCUGAAGAGCAGGUGUUUUGGGUUCAGAAGCUGCUGCUAUGAAACUUGUACUUGCACCCGAGCACAUUAGACUUGUGUAAGAGCUCGAUUAAAGCCCUGAAAUGCUGAGAUGUGGUGUUUUGUGACCGACUGUCUUAGGAUAAAAGUACGCAACUCUAGAAGAUGAUUUUCACAUAUUAUCAUCACAGCAAGUAAAUGAGACUAGACUGCCAUUUUCCAAAUGCAUUCUCUAUUUCCUCUCUAUUAAUAUGAACAUUAAGACAAGACAAACCCAUUAUUUUUUUCAUGCACUGCUUAAUUUUGAGAUUUUGAGCUAUUUUGCUUCCACAACAUAUCUUGUUUCAAACCAGUAGAAAGAAAACAUCCAAAAUACACAUUUUAGUGUUUGUUUUAUUGCUUUAUAUAUUUGCAUCUGUAGAUUUCAGUUUUUUAAAGGCUGUUUUCUCAAAAUGUUGUGUUUUUUUUUUUUGGUCCUGCACUGAGCCAGAAAUCUCUACUUUAGCACUUAUGUAGACCAGACGUUUCCAUUUUAUUCCUAUCUACAUUCUGAAGGUUUUGACAAAGGGCUUCAUUCAUAUAUAUUUCACUUGAUUUAUAUAAAAUUUUAUUCUUAAAAACAUGGUUAAUUUAUUUUCUGGCAGUGGACAGUAUUUUAUGAUCCAAAGGAAUAUUAUAUGAAAAAAAUAUGAAUUUUGAACAUAGCUUUACUCUAUGUUCAGAUUUCUAUUCUGGAAUUGUAUGCAAACCUAUGCAUAUUUAAUUAGAUAAUACAUUAUUUGCAUAUUGAAGCAUAACCUUUCAUAAAACUUCUAAUACAAAACAGUUGUCUUAAUGUAUUAAGCCACUUGAUAAAAUCUGACCCACCCUAUUCACCAUUUUUAUUUCAAUAUUGGUUUAUUAAUAUUUUAUUUAUAUUUAAUAACAACAUAUAUGGGAUUUAUUAAAUGUGAGAUUAUUGUUUUAUAGUAAUACAACCUCACUGGUCCACAUUACUGCAAAUUUAAGAAAUACUAAAUAUUUGCUCAGCAAUUUAAUGAAAUUUAAUUCUUCUGUUACACACAGAGCAUGUCUAGGACAGCUUCCCCAUCUGUCUCCAAGAAAGAUUUCUCUGCAACCUCACCAUAGCAACCAGAAUGGAGCACAGAAUUGGACUGU
This is a messenger RNA of Onychostoma macrolepis, 7872 nucleotides long. RefSeq names its product mitogen-activated protein kinase kinase kinase 9 (gene map3k9). Gene Ontology annotation, biological process: protein phosphorylation. Gene Ontology annotation, molecular function: protein binding; JUN kinase kinase kinase activity; ATP binding. NCBI's taxonomy places the organism in Eukaryota, Metazoa, Chordata, Actinopteri, Cypriniformes, Cyprinidae. The record is from RefSeq and is a predicted model, not a curated record.